UUUUACUGACAGUGAAAAACUUGACAAGAUACUCAAUAUGCUUGUGAUCUUGACCAGGAAAGUGAAGAUCAUCCAGCAAGUCUUGGGGAUUCCAGAAGAAAACGAAGCAGAUGGCAAGCGAUCAGAGGAAAAUGAAAAUUUUUCUGAAGAUGGCAUGCAGAAAGAAACAGAGAAAGAGAAUUCUCGGCGUGAAGCAAAUUCAGAUGACAGUUAUGCUGCCGAUGAUGAUAAUACACAAAAACAUGGUGUUGUUGAAGAAACAGCUGAUUUUGUUGGUGGUGUUAAUGGUAAAAAUGCUAGUUCUAUUGGUAUUUGCGAUGAAGAAACAGAAGUUUUGUUUCAAGAAACACAAGAUCUUGGCGACGAGGAAACUACAACUGUUGUUAAAGAUACAGAAGUUAUUUUUCAAAGUACCCAAACACUUGGCGACGAUGAAGCUUUAAAUAGCUGUAAUAAUGAUAUAUCUCGUACGGCAACUGCAGAUUGUGGUGAGAAAAAAAAACCCCGAGGUUUCAUCGCCUAUUACACCAAGAUUCAAUCUUCUUUCCCAAAACAGUUUACAAAACAGCAUAAAUAAAGACAAUGCAGGUGAUACUAGCAGACAAAGAACUGAUGACAAAGACAAUGAGGAGGCCACUGAAAAUUAAUGACAUCACCGUAGAUCCAAAGUGGAUUACCACGCUGGAGACAGCAGGAAAUGCAUUUACGAAAGCGUAUAUGGAAGCAGCUUUAGAGUUAUUGAGGAUGCAAAAGAAACAAAAUCCUCUUUUGUUUUUGAACAAAAGUGCUUUGAUGGUUGGUGAAUCGUUCUUGAAUGCAAUAGACGAGAUUUAUGUUAUUUUUGCAGAUGACAAGGACGGGUUUCAAUUCGGGACUGAAUUCACCAGUCAUGGCAUAGAGACAAACAUCCGCAUUAUCUACACACCGUUGAGGAUCAAAUAUAAAUGCUGGAUUGCAUUGAUCUUUCAUCUUGUGAAGAGAAAUAUAACCAUACUGAACUGUGCAACAUCAAAGAUUUCGAAAGAACAGCUCAAUACAUAUAUUGGAGCGUAUGCACACCCAAUUCCUUACAUCAUUCGCCAAAUUACCCAGGAUGACAUGAUGGUUAUCUCUCCAUUCAGUAUACAAAUAGAGUCAAAAGAAGUACCACAGGUUGCUAAAAUAGCAGAUACAUGCGUUUUUUUAUUGAAAUUAAUAAAGUCCCACUCGAUGCGCAUCAAGGAUUUGACGAAGCUUUCUGAAGAAAACAUCGGGGAUAUAAGAUUCAAGCUUGCUGCUGAUCUCUUCUCAGAGUUAUUAGCACCGGACAGGAGAUGGAGGAAAGAUGCACAGAGGAGAGGAGAAGAGACAUUCCCUUUCUUGUUUUCAAAUCAUUAG
Molecule: messenger RNA, 1377 nt
Organism: Thlaspi arvense
Lineage: Eukaryota; Viridiplantae; Streptophyta; Magnoliopsida; Brassicales; Brassicaceae
Source: the annotation of a GenBank genome assembly